CCAUCUUUUGGAUAAAGCUUUGAGGCCUCUCUCCGCCUCCCUCCGUCGCGGCUUCGCUCUGUCGCCUGUCUCUCCGGAGAUUGUUGCCGACGGGAUGCUCGCAAACCCUACACUACGUCAUGGCGGUCGCGCUCAUCCUUUCUCGUCUCCCUCGCCUCCUCUUUUCUUGUCUUCGCCGUGGCGCACGAGCCUUCUGAUCGCCUCCUCUCGCGUCUGCCCCUUUGCCCCCUUCUCCCGCUCCUUCUCUUCCUUCCCAUCGCUCGGAUGGAAGCGGAGGAGGUAUCGGGUCGGCGCUUCUCUGGAGUCGGUUCCAUGCGAGGUAGGCGGCUCCGCGGAUGAUGGAGCCGGUACCGUGUCGAACAAGUUCUCCGUCGAGAUUCCCUUCGGCAACCGUCGUAUACUGGUGGAGACGGGCCAUAUUGGGAGGCAGGCUAGCGCUUCUGUGACGGUCACCGAUGGGGAAACCAUUGUGUACUGUUCAGUAUGUCUAUCUGACGUACCAAGUGAGCCUUCUGAUUUUUUUCCACUCACUGUAAAUUAUCAAGAACGCCUCUCAGCUGCCGGUCGAACUAGUGGUGGGUUCUUUAAACGAGAAGGGAGAGCAAAAGACCAUGAGGUUCUUACUUGCAGAUUGAUAGACAGACCUCUGCGUCCGACCAUGCCAAAGGGUUUCUACUAUGAAACACAAAUAUUAUCAUGGGUUUUUAGCUAUGAUGGCAUUCAUUCCCCUGAUUGCUUAGCUGUCACAGCAGCAGGCAUAGCUGUAGCUCUUUCAGAAGUACCCUACACAAAAAUAAUUGCUGGUGUCAGAAUUGGUUUGGUGGGAGAAAAGUUUGUCGUCAAUCCAACUACCAAAGAGAUGGAAGAGUCAGAAUUGGACUUGAUAAUUGCAGGGACUGAUAGUGCCAUAUUGAUGAUAGAGGGCUACUGUAACUUUCUCACAGAAGAAAGGCUGCUUGAAGCUGUGGAGAUUGGGCAGGUUGCAAUAAGGGAGAUAUGCUAUGAAGUGGAGUCCUUGGUUAAGAAGUGUGGAAAGCGGAAAUUGGUUGAAGCUAUCAAGUUGCCUCCUAUUGAGCUUUAUAGGCAUGUUGAAGACAUAUCUGGUGAUGAUUUAGUAAAAGCACUGCAAAUAAAAAACAAAAUACCAAGAAGGAAGUCUCUUUCUGCCAUAGAAGAAAAUGUCUUGACAAUACUUACUGAAGAAGGCUAUGUUUUGAAGGAAGAAACCAUUGGAGGUGUGGAGGUGUCAGAGGAUGUCUAUGAGGAAGAAGAUGAAGAUGAGGUCAUAGUUGUUGAUGGUGAAGUUGAUGAAGGUGAUGUUCAUAUAAAGCCAAUGUCACGUAAACCUGUGCCCCUGCUAUUCUCUGAGGUUGAUGUGAAGCUGGUCUUCAAGGAAGUCACAUCCAAGCUUCUCAGGAAGCGUAUUGUGGAGGGUGGAAAACGCAGUGACGGUCGAAGCCCUUCAGAAAUUCGUCCAAUUAACUCACAGUGUAGAUUACUUCCGAGAGCACAUGGAAGUGCUCUGUUCACUCGUGGAGAAACACAGUCACUUGCGGUGGUUACUCUUGGAGAUAAACAAAUGGCACAAAGGAUAGACAAUCUUGUGGAUACAGAAGAAUUAAAGAGAUUUUAUCUUCAGUAUUCAUUUCCACCAUCAUGUGUUGGUGAAGUUCGGCGGAUGGGAGCACCCAGUAGGAGGGAGAUUGGUCAUGGGAUGCUUGCAGAACGUGCACUUGAACCUAUUUUGCCUUCUGAUGAGGAGUUUCCUUAUACCAUUCGUGUUGAGAGCACCAUAACUGAAAGUAAUGGCUCGUCGAGUAUGGCAUCUGUCUGUGGUGGUUGCUUGGCACUUUUAGAUGCUGGAGUUCCUAUUAAGAACUCUGUUGCUGGGAUAGCAAUGGGUAUGGUCUUGGAUACAAAAGAAUUUGGAGGGGAUGGGACGCCACUAAUUCUGUCUGAUAUUAGUGGAUCUGAAGAUGCUUCUGGAGAUAUGGAUCUUAAGGUUGCGGGUGAUGAAAAUGGUAUAACUGCAUUUCAAAUGGAUAUCAAGGUUGGAGGGAUUACCUUGCCUGUAAUGCAACAAGCACUUGUUCAAGCAAGAGAUGGACGGAAACAUGUUUUAGCUGAAAUGAUGAAGAGCUCCCCCCCUCCAUCAAAGCAACUCUCUAAGUAUGCUCCAUUGAUUCAUGUUAUGAAGGUUAAACCUGACAAAGUCAAUAUAAUUAUUGGGAGUGGUGGGAAGAAGGUUAAAAGCAUCAUCGAGGAGACUGGAGUUGAAGCUAUUGAUACCCAAGAUGAUGGGCUAAUUAAAAUUACUGCAAAGGACUUGUCAAGUUUAGAGAAAUCAAAAGCUAUAAUAGCCAAUUUGACAAUGGUUCCAACCGUUGGUGAUAUUUACAGGAACUGUGAAAUCAAGUCAAUAGCACCUUAUGGAGCUUUUGUUGAAAUUGCACCAGGACGGGAGGGUCUAUGUCAUAUCAGUGAGCUUAGUUCAACUUGGUUGGCAAAGGCUGAAGAUGUUGUUAAUGUAGGAGACCAUGUUGAUGUGAAACUUAUUGAGAUAAAUGAAAAGGGUCAACUUCGAUUAAGCCGUCGAGCCCUGCUUCCUGAUGGAGACCUGGACACUAGUGGAAAACCAAAAACAAGUAAUUCCAUAAAAGAGAAUAUACCUCCCCAAGAUGAUCUUGUUAAAAUUGCAGCGAAGAAGCCGUUGAGAAAAGAUGAAAAGGAAAACGCUAUAAAGAAAUUAGCUCGCCCUGUUAGAGAUGGUCAGUUUGUCAACAAACAAAAAAAGAGCAUUGACAAAGCAGUUACUGGUGUGGUUCCGUCAGAAGGAAUGAUUAACGGAGAAGUCAAAACUGGGUAGUGGUUGUGUAUUAUCUCAUAACUUGCUUAAAGUACCACAGCUCAGAACCUCUGGUACUGAAUAUGCACUGCAGUCUCUGGGAAAGGAUCUCAAGAUGUUGAACGAGAUGAUGCUGGUUUCUUAACUGUAUUCAUUAACAUCCGAGGAAGAUGGUGGCUCCAUUUGUUUCUUUCACUCCUGAGUAGCCAUUAUUUUGAUCAUCAAACUGGACUCUGACCAUGGAUGCAUUGCAGUAAACCGUGCAGAAUAUCUGCCAUCAUUUACACCCUGCUUUAUGCAAAUUGCAAACACUUUCUUUGGAUGCAUUCCUUUUUAUUUUUUCAUCUAAUGAAAGCAAUGUGAGAUUCAGGAUGGAUUUCCCACAGCAAGAGCAAUCAUCAGAUUAGAACAGACGAGCAAAAUUAUGUGUCUUAGUUAUUUCUUUGGUGUGGGAAGAUGAGAUCAAUUUGGCAGAGUAACUAGUGGAUCUUUCUCCUUUUCUUUGGCCUGCCAUGGGUGAGCCCGAACCUACAACUAAUUAGAGUUGAACAAAUUUUGUUGUUGUUGUUGUUGUUGUUGUUCAGUUUAUUUGUUUUGGUAAGCUUGUCUCUAUAAAUUAGGAGGACGUACAAUCAAUUGUAUAUGCAGAAUAUAUGGUGUUGGACACUGCUGAGAUCUUGGCUACAUUACAAGGAAGUUGGGAACCUCUAUUUUGUCAAGACUUAUUUUAUUUUAUUAUUUGUUUUUUAAAA
Molecule: messenger RNA, 3597 nt
Organism: Musa acuminata subsp. malaccensis (wild Malaysian banana)
Lineage: Eukaryota; Viridiplantae; Streptophyta; Magnoliopsida; Zingiberales; Musaceae
Product: probable polyribonucleotide nucleotidyltransferase 1, chloroplastic
Biological process (GO): mitochondrial mRNA catabolic process; mitochondrial RNA 3'-end processing
Cellular component (GO): chloroplast stroma; cytosol; mitochondrion
Molecular function (GO): RNA binding; polyribonucleotide nucleotidyltransferase activity; 3'-5'-RNA exonuclease activity
Source: RefSeq, a predicted model, not a curated record